AUGGCUGCUCCAGUGAACCACAACAACAAUGUCGUGCCGGCGGACACUCUCAUCACUAUCAAGAUCGCCGUCAACGACAGCUUGAAGAAGCUCAAGUUGCCUCUCCGGGAUCUGGGUGCUAAUGUGUUGCCUGAUAAGCUCCGCCACGUGCUGUCCAUCAAACCCGAGCAGACCGUCGUCUUCGAGCGCUUCUCCGACUCAUCCGGCGGUUUCGUCACACUCGACCCGAGCAAUCCACAAGUCUUCAAGACUCUCAUCCGUGCUGCUAAGGCUAAGCUGAAGCUGCGUCUCAAGGCUACCGUCACACCAAUCGAGCAAGAAGAGGAGGCGUCCACAUCCGAGGCUACACCCGCUAAACCCGUCAAGCCUGUCAUCGUUCACUCCCCCGUCUACCAGGGAUCUCCGGCCUCACGCGAGUCGAUGGCUUUCGAUCGUCGUUCAGUGGGUAGUGGAAUCUUCCAAUUCCGCGAGGCUCGCGCCUCGCAGCAGACGCUUACCAACCCCAAGGCUGAGGCACCAGUACCACAACCCUUCACGACCGACAACAAGGACUUCUUCCAGAACCUCGCGAGCCCAACCGCACUCCCUGUUCGCAACCUUGGCGUGCCAGUUGCUCAGCCAGCUCCCACCGUCAGCCACGCCUGGUCGGUGUACUGCAACGAGUGCGACAAGCCCAUGUCCGAUGCCCAUUACCACUGCAGCAUCUGCGAUGGCGGCGACUACGACUUGUGCGAGGAGUGUGUGGCUGGUGGCAAGCUCUGCUCAGGCGAGGCUCACUGGCUCAUCAAGCGCUUCAUUAAGGAUGGCAAAGUGGUCAACAGCACCACCGAGCGCAUCUCGCCCCGUUUGAAGAAGGCUAUUCGCAUUGAGGAUCUUUUGAAGAAGCCUGUGCAGGCGGAGAGUGUUGAGAUCAAGAAGGAGAUGCCUGGUGCGUUUGCUGAGGACACCAAAACCUUGGCUGAGGAGUCUCUCAUCCCUACUCGCACGUGCAACAACUGUGUUGUCGUUCUGCCAGAGGCGAAGUUCGUCACUUGCACGGAUUGCGCGGACUUCGAUCUCUGCAUCAGCUGCCACGUUGCAAACAAGCAUGGUCACCACCCAGCUCAUGGAUUCAAGCCUGCAACUGACGACACCGAGCUGUCCAUGCAAGCCGAGGCCAUGCUUCCGGCUGGUCGCAACAUCCGCCACAACGCAAUUUGCGAUGGCUGCGACAAGGGCAUCUACGGCGUUCGACAUAAGUGCUUGAACUGCCCAGAUUGGGACUUCUGCAACGACUGCGUCAAGAACGCUCGUCACAUCCACCCUCGUCACCGGUUCGCCGCUAUCUACCAGCCGAUUGCGGACCAGUACACCCAUGCCACUCGCCACUUCGGCAUCUACUGUGAUGGCCCACUCUGCAGCAGCAAGCAAAGCCAGACCUACAUCACUGGCGUACGCUACAAGUGUGCCGUCUGCCACGACAUGGACUUCUGUGCCAACUGCGAGGCGUUCCCUGGCAACCACCACAACCGCACGCACCCUCUCAUCCAGUUCAAGACUCCUGUUCGUAAUGUGAGCAUCACGACCGAGAACGAACACCCCAAUGGCGAGGUGCGCAUGAUGGGUGAUCGUAAGCAGAAGACCGAGACCGUCGUCCCAGUCCAGCAGGCUAGUGCUGCCAUUCCAGUGCAGACCGUGGCUGAGAUCAAGCCCAGCGAGGUCAAGCAGGAGGUUGUGGAGUCCAAGACCGAGCAGGUCGCUCAGCCCAUUCCUGUCAUCAAGUCCGAGGCACCCAAGGUUGUGCCGAUUCAUGCUGUUCCAGCCACCAUGCUGCAGGCGCACUUUGUCCGCGACAGCAUUCCAGAUGGCACGCCUAUGCAAGCUGGCGCCCGCUUCGCCCAGAUCUGGACGAUCAAGAAUCCAGGUCCUUUCGCUUGGCCAGCAGGCUGCAGCGUCAAGUACAUUGGUGGCGACAACAUGCUGAACAUUGACAACCAACAUCCGGCUUCCGUCACUGAUAUUGCUGCUGCUUCGGAGAGCAAUGUUGUCGGUCGUGAGGUCCAGGUCGGCGAGGAGGUUGCGUUCAAGGUUGUGCUGAAGGCUCCUGCUCGUGUUGGGGAUUCCAUCUCUUACUGGCGUUUGAAGUCUGCGGAUGGUACACCUUUCGGUCAUCGUUUGUGGUGCGAUAUCAAGGUCGGUGAGGCACAGCGUCAGCCGAGCGGCAUGGGCGUUCCACAGAACAUCCAGUUCCAGCAGCAACAGUACGCGAACAUGGCGAUGCGCCAACGCCAAAUGCAGAUUGCCCAGCAACAGCAGCAACAGGCCCAGCUCCAGGCCCAGCUUCAGGCUCAGCAGAAACAGGCACAGGUUCAGGCUCAGCAGCAGCAGCAGCAGCAGCAGCAGCAGCAGCAACAGCAGAGGCAAGCGAUGCAGAUGAUGCUUGCUCAGGAGCGUAUACGUACUAUGGCCGCGACUCAAGCACAGGACGCCCAGGCAUCUAGCUCUGGUGGGCCUUUUGGCAAGUUCAUUGGCACGCCUCCAGCUUACAACGAGGUCAACCAGGAUAUGCAGAGCCAGCUUGCGGUUAUGCGUGCGCAGCACCAGAAGGCUAUGCAGGCUCGCGCUGCUGAAGAGCAGAAGAAGCGUGAGGGCGAGGCUCCGAUCCAAAACCCAUUUGCCCACCCUCCUAUCGCUGGCCCGUCCACGAACGCCACGCAGAACAAAGCAUCUGAGGAUUACGAGGCUCGCAAGGGCCACGCUAAGCAGCGUGUCGACUUCAUCAAGGCUAAGAUCAUGCGUGCCCGUGAGGAGGCCGCACAGAAGUCUAUGCAGGAGGAGCUGAAGAAGGCUGAGGAGGCUACUCCCGUUGCUUCAGGCAGCGAGGAGAAGGUCCGUAAGAUUAUCGAGGAGGUUGAGAAGGAGAAGAGCGGUGAGACAGAGGCUGAGGAAGAGCAGAUGGAGCGCUCUUCGAUGGUCUUCCCUAAGCUCGACAAGGAGAGUCCCGCCAGCAGCACUUACCAGUCUGCUACUUCGUCGUCGACUACCAAGGGCAAGGCUGCUUACGUGGAGAAUGAGGCUGGCGAGGUCGAGCGCGAAGCUAUUCCUGCUACGCCUGUUGUUGCUCCCGUCGCUAUCUCCGAGCCCAGCGUCACUUCUCCGUCAGUCGAGGAGGAUGGUUUCGAUGAUCUGAGCGAGGAGAUUGAGAUCAUGAGUGCUAUUGCUGGGGACGAGAGCGAGGAUGAUGGCUUUGCUACGGACGAGGAGUACGAGAUCCUCUCUGUGGGUGACGAAGAGUAG
Molecule: messenger RNA, 3276 nt
Organism: Recurvomyces mirabilis
Lineage: Eukaryota; Fungi; Ascomycota; Dothideomycetes; Mycosphaerellales; Teratosphaeriaceae
Exons: 2
Coding region: 1-3276 (1091 amino acids)
Molecular function (GO): zinc ion binding
Source: RefSeq, a predicted model, not a curated record